Molecule: messenger RNA, 1619 nt
Organism: Fomitopsis serialis
Lineage: Eukaryota; Fungi; Basidiomycota; Agaricomycetes; Polyporales; Fomitopsidaceae
Product: alanyl-tRNA synthetase domain-containing protein
Exons: 5
Coding region: 1-1500 (499 amino acids)
Biological process (GO): regulation of translational fidelity
Molecular function (GO): nucleotide binding; Ser-tRNA(Ala) deacylase activity
Source: RefSeq, a predicted model, not a curated record
AUGGCUGCCGCUGCUGUCCUCCUUCCUCCAGUCACCCCGCCCACCUACCACCGCAUCGUCUCACCGACCCUCCAGGUGCCCUCCGACAACAAGGUCUCCAUCCCCGUCGGACUGCUCGCGUGCCAGCGCGAUCCGCUUCUGCGUGAACUCGCUACAACCGUAGUGAGCGCGACAGUCUCUCAGGCACCUACACCGCCCUCCAACGGACGGAAGAGCAAGAAGGAGAAGGCGCCUCCUGCUCCGUCCGAACCUCUUAUCGAAGUCAUCCUACACGACACCGUCAUAUUCCCUGAAGGCGGUGGGCAGCCCUCCGAUGUCGGUCUCCUCACAAGCUCAGACGGCGAUGUGUGGGACGUCAUCGAAGUCAAACGACACGGAGGUCAUGCCGUGCACUAUGUCAGGUCGAAGGAUCAAAGUGCUGAUGCUGCGCUGCUCGCGUUUUCCCCCGGCGCAAGGGUCGGCGUUGCACUGGGAGAAGACGGCUGGAAACGCCGACUUGACCACACGUGCAUGCACACGUCGCAGCACUUGCUCUCAGCGGUGCUGGACUCGCGCAACAUACCCACGCUCUCGUGGUCGCUCACGGCAUGGCCCACGCCAAGCUACGUCGAGAUAUCUCGCAGCAUGAGCACGGACGAGAUCGCAUCCGUGCAGGAGGAGGCCAACCGGCUCGUCUUCGAGGGCCGCAGCGUGCACGUCGAGCCCCGAACAAGAAACGCUCCAAAACGGGCGCAACAUCGGGAAGGCCCUCCCCGCGACUACACCGGCGGCAUCAUGCGUACCGUGAUCAUCGACGGCGUCGACCGCAGUCCCUGCUGCGGCACGCACAUGCCCACCAUCCACAACCUCCAGCUCUUCGUCGUCCCGCACACGGAGUCGCUCGCGCGCGCGAGCACGACCUCCGCACGGCUCUACUUCUUCGCGGGCCCGCGGCUGCUGCACCACCUCGGCACCACGCAUGCGCUCCUCGCGCACACCGCGGGCACGCUCAGCUGCGGGCCGUCGCAGGUCCCCGAGCGCGUCGUGCAGGUCGUGGAGGAGCGCAAGCGCGGGACGAGGCGCGCGGAGGACGUCGAGGCCGAGCUUGCGGGGCUGCUCGCGAGGGACCUCGUUGGCGCGGUGGUGGGUGCGGGGAGCGAGGGGCCUGCUGUGCAUAGACAUCGGACGGACGACGCGGCGAACCCGCUGGCGUUCUUGAAUGCGAUCUCGAUGGCAUUUGCGAAGGAAGUCGCUGCGCGUGCGGACGUGCCGCCGUACCUCGUCGUGCUCUCGUCGUCGCCCUCUGUGCAGACGGCGACGAGCACGAGCGUGGUGCUCGUGUUCGGCUCGGACGAGGGGAAGGUGAAGGAGGCGGGGGACGCGCUCAAGGCGAAGCUGAACGUCAAGGGCGGCGGCAAGGGUCGCUGGAGCGGCAAGUUCACUGGCGUGUGGCGGGAGAAGGAGAGCAAGCUGGUCGAGGAGGCCCUCGCUGCCUUACGGAUUGCGGGCGGGAAUGCAUGAUGGAAUAGCCAAUAUUGCUGUAGAAUACAAACAGAACUAUGGAUGAUGGCAACCUAGUGGGACAGACCGAUGCUUGUGGUAUAUACAAUACGAUGAAUAAUUGACUCCGUGUUUUGAUC